GGACUGGACCUCCUCCAGGCUUUUCAGCAGACGGGCAUGAUGGUGUUCGGACAACAGAAGCAGCAAAGUGAAGAUGCCAGUUUGGUCUUUCACCUGCUGCUCAUGGAGGAACGCUCCUGUCGGGUCGCCAUAGCACACAGGCACGCCCGCUUUGCUCAGGCUGCCCUCAAAGCUUUUGGAGGCUUGGUGGUGAAAAUCAGACAUUCCUGUGCUCUAAACACAAUCGAUGGAAGGGAGAUUGUAGGCAUUGAGGCCCGCCAGUUUGUGGUGAUAGCUGGAGAGGAGAGAGGGCGCACGCUCACACUCGGUUUGUGUUGUGUUUUGUGUUUCCCCCUGCAGUGUGUUGGUGAGGAGAACUGGGUAGACAACAGGACAGUUUACAUUGGACAUAAGGAACCUCCUCCAGGAACUGAGGCCUUUAUACAACAAAGGUUUCCUGACAACAGAAUAGUCUCCUCCAAGUACACAUUUUGGAACUUCAUCCCCAAGAAUAUGUUUGAGCAGUUCAGAAGAGUAGCCAACUUCUACUUCCUCAUCAUAUUUCUGGUUCAGUUAAUGAUCGACACUCCCACAAGUCCAGUCACCAGUGGGCUGCCGCUGUUCUUCGUCAUCACCGUCACCGCAAUAAAACAGGGCUACGAAGACUGGUUGAGACACAAAGCCGACAAGGCUGUUAACCAGUGUCCCGUCCAUGUGGUGCAGCAUGGGAAAGUGGUCCGCAAGCAAAGUCGCAAGCUCAGAGUCGGAGAUGUGGUCUUCGUGAAAGAAGACGAGACUUUUCCAUGCGAUCUCAUCCUUCUUUCCACAUCUCGAGAUGACGGAACGUGUUAUGUUACCACGGCCAGCCUGGAUGGAGAGAGCAGCCACAAAACAUAUUAUGCAGUUCAGGAUACCAAAGCCUACAACACAGAGACGGAGGUCGACUCCAUCCACGCCACCAUAGAAUGUGAACAGCCACAACCUGACCUGUACAAAUUUGUAGGCCGUAUUAACGUCUACAUGGACAAUGAGCCGGUGGCCAGGCCGCUGGGAUCAGAGAACGUUCUGCUUCGUGGAGCCACACUGAAGAACACAGAUUACAUCUAUGCUGUUGCCAUCUACACUGGCAUGGAAACCAAGAUGGCUCUAAACUACCAGUCCAAGUCCCAGAAGCGAUCGGCUGUAGAAAAGUCCAUGAAUGCUUACCUGGUGGUUUACCUGUGCAUCCUUAUCAGCAAAGCUGUCAUCAACACGGCCCUGAAAUAUGUGUGGCAGGCCGACCCCAACAGAGACGAGCCCUUUUACAACGAGAGGACAGAAGCUGAGAGACAGAGACACAUUCUCAUCAGGGCAUUCACAGACUUCUUGGCCUUCAUGGUUCUUUUCAACUACAUCAUUCCCGUCUCCAUGUACGUCACGGUGGAGAUGCAGAAGUUUCUGGGCUCCUACUUCAUCAUGUGGGACGAUGAGAUGUUUGAUGAUGAAUUGGGGGAGAGAGCCGUGGUGAACACAUCGGACCUGAAUGAGGAGCUGGGUCAGGUGGAGUAUGUGUUUACAGACAAGACCGGGACGUUGACCGAGAACAAUAUGGAGUUCAUUGAGUGCUGCGUGGACGGACACGUUUAUGUUCCGCAUGCCAUCUGUAAUGGACAGGUGAUGCCUGGUGCUACCGGCAUGGACAUGAUCGACACGUCCCCUGGACCUGGAGCCAGGGAGCACGAGGAGCUGUUUUUCCGUGCGCUGUGUUUGUGCCACACAGUGCAGGUGAAAGAGGAGGAGACGGUGGAUGGGAUCAAGCAUGGCAUCCACCAUGGCAAGUCCACCUCCUUUUACAUCUCCUCAUCUCCAGACGAGGUGGCUCUGGUGGAGGGAAUGAAGAGGCUGGGUUUCACCUAUCUGAGACAAAAGGACGGCCAGAUGGAGAUCUUGAAUAGAGAGGAUGAGGUAGAGAGGUUUGAGCUGCUGGAAGUCUUGACCUUUGACUCAGUCAGACGAAGGAUGAGCGUCAUCGUCAGGGCCAGCACUGGAGAGCUGUAUCUGUUCUGUAAAGGCGCCGACUCCUCUAUUUUCCCAAGAGUUAUCUCAGGCAAGAUGGAGCAGGUCAGAGCUCGGGUGGAGCACAACGCAGUGGAGGGACUGAGGACACUUUGUGUGGCUUAUCGACCCCUGAGCUCCGAACAGUACCAGCAGAUCUGCCAUCUGCUCAAUGCGGCCAAGUUAGCUCUACAGGACCGGGAUAAACGGCUGGCCGAGGCUUACGACCUCAUUGAGAAAGACCUCAUACUGCUAGGAGCCACUGCUGUAGAGGACAGGCUGCAGGAAAAAGCAGCUGACACCAUCGAGUCCCUCCACAAAGCUGGCAUGAAGGUGUGGGUGCUCACCGGAGAUAAGAUGGAGACUGCAGCUGCAACCUGCUACGCCAGCAAGCUGUUUCGCCGCAAUACCCAGAUCCUGGAGCUGACCACCAAACGCACAGAGGAGCAAAGCCUCCACGAUGUGCUGUUCGACCUGAGCAGGACCGUCUUCAGGCAGUAUGGAGGCAUGACCCGAGACACCUCAUCUAGUUUAUCAGGCGAUUGCACUGACUACGGCCUGAUAAUUGACGGAGCCACCCUCUCUGCUGUGAUGAGGCCUGAUCAGGAGGACUCAAAUUCGGGGAAUUACAAAGAGAUCUUCCUUGAAAUCUGCCGCAACUGUAGCGCGGUUCUCUGCUGUCGAAUGGCACCACUUCAGAAAGCACAGAUAGUCAAGAUGAUCAAAGCCUCCAAAGAGCACCCCAUCACACUGGCCAUUGGAGAUGGUGCAAAUGAUGUCAGCAUGAUUCUUGAAGCCCACGUUGGUAUUGGCAUUAUGGGUAAGGAGGGCCGUCAGGCAGUGAGAAACAGUGAUUAUGCCAUCCCAAAAUUCAAACACCUCAAAAAGAUGCUUCUCGUCCAUGGACAUUAUUACUACAUCCGCAUCUCUGAACUUGUGCAAUACUUCUUCUACAAGAAUGUCUGUUUCAUCUUUCCCCAAUUCCUCUACCAGUUCUUCUGUGGUUUCUCGCAGCAGCCACUGUACGACACCGCCUACCUAACUCUGUACAACAUCAGCUUCACCUCGCUGCCCAUCCUGCUCUACAGUCUCAUGGAGCAGCACAUUAAUAUGGACAUCCUGAAGAAGGAUCCUUCUCUCUACAGAGAUAUUGCCAAGAACUCUUUGCUGCGGUGGCCCAUCUUCAUUUAUUGGACCGUCCUGGGUGUGUACGACGCCAUCGUGAUGUUCUUUGGUGCUUACUUCCUGUUUGAUAACACCACCUUCACCAGCAACGGACAGCUAAUGACAACCAACACACAGAUGAUGUUUGGAAACUGGACAUUUGGAACACUUGUCUUCACUGUACUAGUCUUCACUGUUACAUUCAAGUUGGCUUUAGAUACUCAUUACUGGACGUGGAUCAACCACUUUGUCAUCUGGGGCUCCCUGGUGUUCUUCGUGGUCUUCUCCCUGCUGUGGGGAGGAAUUAUUUGGCCUUUCCUCAACUACCAGAGGAUGUACUACGUGUUCAUGCAGAUGUUGUCCAGCGGUCCAGCGUGGCUGAGUAUAAUCCUUCUGAUAACAGCCAGUCUGCUGCCAGAUGUGGUGAAGAAGGUAAUCUGGAGGACGCUGUGGCCCACCACUACUGAACGCAUACAGAAUGCUGACAAACUCUACAAGGGCCAGCUGUCAGAGUUCACCCCCCUGGCAUCUCUCCACGCCCCACCCAAGGCUAGCAGCCACCGGCGAGGCUCUGAAAACCAAAGGAACCCACUGAACCCUCGAAGGUCUGAAACAUAUAACAAGAAAAUCAUGUUCACACGCUGGCAAAGAACCCCAGACUACCGCACCUUCACCCCCCUCCUCCGAUUUGCUGAUGGGUCCCGCCCCUUGAGGCAGGCAAACGCUUACAUGGGAGCAGGGCCUGAAACCUCAGUCUAACUUAUUUCUUUUUGAUGUUUUCUCCGCUUAUAUUGUGAUGUAAAUCACAGAAAUGGAGCGUACAGUUAUUCAAAAUGAACUGGUUACCUUCCAUUACGGAGCAGGACUCAGAGCUCAGACUGCGUCGCUAAAGCGUGGCAGUUAUUUGAGGGGAUAACGGUGCUGAGGCAUGAAGCACUGUGGGAUGCAUCUGUAAAGACCUCCACAACGCCUCACUUGCCACCAUGGCCUGCAAAGGGCUCCGUGUUUGAUGUCACAACAAACAGAAAAAGACUUGAGAGCUGUGGUUUCAUGUUAGAAUGUGUGCACAGGCCCUUUACACGUCUGCCAGCAGUGGCAGCGAUAGAGUUUUUUUUAGUUAGGAUUUGUUUUCUAGUGGUCAUGAUGUUGAAACUGAAAACAUGCUGAUGAUGGUGAUGACGGCUCAUCUCAGUCUCUCACUGACCGAACAUGUCCAUGUUUUUAAUUCCUAUCAUCUCUGUUUUCUCUCCUCUCUGUCUGACCUGCCUCCUCAUAGGACUAACUGGUGUUGCCUGUGUGCAAACCUGUUAUCCAGAAACUCUCCGUAGGACUCUGCGGUCAGAUCCUACAAAACUGUAAGGAGUAGUUCAGGAGGGAAGCCUGAAUGUUGGAAAACUCAGUUGGUCAUUUGAUCUGUUUUCAGUUACUGUUUGUAAUGUCCUUAAGAAACAAAAGGCCAGCUUUAGCCAUAUAUCCAACACUUCCACGCUUCCCUUUCACCCAUAGGUAGUGUAGUAUGUUUGGUGGGAUAGAUGUGUUCAUCUAUGCAGAAUGUAUUCUGCCUCUCGGAUUACUUUGAUCAAUGUUUUAGUGAUUUUUCUCUUUACAAAUGUCACAAAUUCCUGCUGUUUGCCUUAAUAUCGCCUUAUAAUAAUCACUAUUUCCCCCUGAAGUUAUUUACCAAAGAAACAGAUGAUCUAACCUCAUAGGCAACACAUUUGGGGCUAAUGUAAUCAGCAUGCGACCUGUUAGAUUUAACCAAUCAAAAGACUGAAGAUAGAAAGUCUUGUUCAUCCUGAAGUCAACCAAAAGUAAUGCUUGGAGCACUUAUAUAAGUGUUGAACACACAAAUGGAUUAUCAUGUCUUCAAAGUGCCCCAAACUACUUGAUGCCUUAAGUAAAGACAGCUCCACAAGAUAAACUCAUUUCAGCUAUGAGAAAAUAAACAGCAACUGUAGUGCAACAAUGAAGUCAGGACUGCAAGUUUGGCUUUUCCUCUGUCUAAAAGACAGGUGAAACCUUCAGUCGGAUACACUAAAAGUGUAAAAACCUGAUUGUAAAAAACAACAACUGAAGUAUCACGUAAUGAAAAUGCUUGAAAUUGUAGGUUACAGUGGUUAUAGCACAGAUCAGACCUCUCGCCACCCAAACUAUUUGUUUUUUGGGAAGGGGGGGUGGGGUUUGUAAAAUUGGGGGGGGGGGGCAGUGGACCAAAAUAGGGCAGGGAGCUGGAGCAUAAUCUUUCCAAUCUUUGUAAAUACUCCAAAGGAAUACUCUUUUGUUUGAAACAACAGGAAGCACAAGCACUUCACGUGCAUAAUGUAAGUCCUGUACCUAUGCACGCAUUACCACCCCUCGCCAUGAGAGUAAGAAUAACUGUUAUUGAUCAGUAAAUCUAAUAGAAUCUAUAUUAGAAGCAAAAAUAUAUGCACCUUGGUACAUUUCAAUGAAAAAAGGAUGCAUUUUCAAAGACGUGAUGUCAGAUCCUCUCACACAGCUGAUUGUUUCCACUUAGUGGCAGAAUAUGGGGUCACCCGACCUCUAAAAGUCUGUUGAUCAUUUGCCUCUGCGCUGGCUGAAGGCCGUCACAGUGCAGCCUCAAGUCUCACUUCCCUGUUUCAACACUUGUCCUCUUUCUUCCCUCCUAGCUGUCUGUCUCUGUUUCUGUCUUUCUCCCUCUGCUGAGGCCAUGUGGAAAGUUUCCUACCUCUGCGUCUCUGGUCUCCACCUGUCUUCUCGUCAUCAUCGUCAUCCCCUCCUGCAUCUUCUACAUUUCUGUGCAAAUCCAUCCUUUCAUCUGUUGUGUGAACAGGAAUUUUUUUCUAUGAACCAAAGCCUUGUCGCUGCUACGGUAGAGAUACUUUUAGCUGCUUUACAUUAGGUGCCUUGUGCUAGUUUGUGAAAUAUAUACCUGUGAACUUGUUCGUGCUUGCUUUAUAGUGAACUUUUGACUCUUGGUGGGUGCUUGGAUGGGACAAAGCUUAGCAGAUAAUGGAUAUUUGAAACGGAGAAUGUAAAAACUAGUAUUUGUGACAGUUCUGCUGCCAGGACAAAAAAAGUCUGAAUGAGCAACUCACAAUCAACGAACAAAUGAAUCAUCACCUGAAUGGUUUCAGUUUAUUGUUUUUAUUCCAGAUUUUUUAACACUGUGUGUCCACAAAGGUAUCGGUCACAGAUUAUAUUUUUGGGAAACCUCUUUAGCCGUUGAUUCAAAUGAACAGCAAAAAAUAUUUGUUUUAACAUUUUUUCACACUUUCAAUGUAUUUUUUUCAGAUUUUCCCAGGAGUUUCUGCAUAUUGUUUCAUUGGACACUUCAAAUCAAAGUGAAGCUUUUUGGCAUUCUUUUACAUUUUUAAACUUUAAAUUUUAAUUUGAAACUUUCUUAAUCCAAGCGAGGUUUCUACACUUGAUUGUCAAAACAAAACUUGUGAGAGCUCAAAUGCAACAUAAUGUUUGAUAUUUUUAUUCUUACAGGCACUGAAUCUGUGCACAUAUGUGCAACAGUUUGCUCACUGUUUCGCUCUAUAAGAUCUUUAUCAUUCCGCUGCAAUAAGGCUUUGCCUGUUAUAAGUGUGAUUAUGACAAAUGUGCUACUACCAGAUGUCAUCCAUCACACUGAAGAAUUCUUUCUCAGAGCUUGAUUUGGGAUUUUACAAAAAACCAACAAAAGGUAAAAAUGUUCUUUUCUGUAAAAAUCAUCCCUGUUCAUGUGUUCGACCUAGUAUUUCCAUCUGACUUUAGUGUAAGGGUUUCAAGCUGUCAUGUCAGGACAAAGCUUGAAAAAUUAUGAUUGCCGUUGUGCAUUUGGCCUGACUAAAGUUAAUGAAUAGAUUAGCAGAGGCAGAUCCUGUAGUGCUCUUUGUGUGUACAUUAGAGACUCUGUGAUCCUUUGUUACAGCUUUUUUUACAUUUUGAAGACAGUAUUUAAUGUUUAUGUGUGUCUUAUUUAUAUGUAGGGGGAUUUGAGCAGCCCUACUAAAUUGUGAGGAAACCAACACUGGACAUGUGUUUCUGUACAGUCGUAUGCAUCGCUUUACGUGUAAAAGAGAUUUCUGAGGUGUUAGCUGAUGUUCAGACACACCCCUGCACUGAACACUCUCAUGUACGGAUCGACACUUUGCUGUAGAAAUAUUCAAAGCCAGUCAUGGUGCAUUAUAAGGUCCCAAUGUACCACUCACUCUUGUCCCGUCUGUUCUGAUCUAUUCCACACUUUCCUUUCCAAACUGACAGCCUUCAAACAGAAUGUCGUUGUUUGACUUUUGCAAUGUGUUAAUGUACAGCGAUCUAUAUGACUUGUAACCACAAAUCUGUAUCUAUAAAUCUCCGUACACUCUCAGAAACUAUAUAUAUUUAUGUGUGUGUGUGUGUGUGUGUGUGAAUGUAUAUGUGUGUGAAUGUAUAUGUGUGUGUGUGAGAACAAUAUAAAAAUUUAGUUAUUUUAAUUCAUGUACAGUUUUUGGUGUCUUUUUGUAUACGUUUUUAACAGUCAUAUCAAGAUUUACUUGUGGAUUUUUGCCAAUCUUUCUUUAGUUAUUGAUGGCAAACAAUUGUACAUUUGCUUGAAAAUAAAGGCCGAAGUGGAAAAGAAGAA
Menidia menidia (Atlantic silverside) is the source of this 7768-nucleotide messenger RNA. NCBI's taxonomy places the organism in Eukaryota, Metazoa, Chordata, Actinopteri, Atheriniformes, Atherinopsidae. The record is from the annotation of a GenBank genome assembly.